ACUCAACCAGCAACAAUAGACUUGCUUCUGCCAUGGUCUGGGGUUUGAGGUCCUGAACCCCUAGACCUCACUAGGGUUAGAAAGUGAGGUUAGAGAACUUUCCAGCUGGUACUUUGAUUUUUUUUUUUUUUUUUUGAAAAUAUUUUUUUCACCCUAGUUCGGUCGGGUGCUCCGUCUUACGGGGCCCCAAGUUUAUUUUAAGAAGCCGCCACCGUGUUAUGGGCGUGCGCAACUGCCUCGACGGCAAUAAUAUGUCAGGACAACGCAAUAUCCCCCUUGAACUCGGGGAACAGCCCGAGCAACCACCUUUGGAGGCCCCAGGGGCAGCUGCCCCCGGUGCUGGGCCUGGCGCAGCCGAAGAGAUGGAGACCCCACCGCCUCACAGCGAGCCCGUCCCCGUCGAGAUUGAAGGCGAGGCCUGUGGACCCCCAGAAGUCUCCAGGCCCAAGUUCCGGGGCCUCAGCCAGGCCAUCAAGGAAGCCGGAGCCCAUGGAGGCUACAGCCCACCUCCUGAAGAAGCCAUGCCCUUCGAGGUCGAGCAGUCCAGCUUGGGAGGCUUCUGGCCUACCCUGGAGCACCCUGGAGACACCACUGGGGCCCAUGCAGGCCUUGAAGCCUUCAGCCCACCGAUCGUGGAGCCCGGAGCCUUCGGUGAGGCCAGGCCAAGCCUGGGAAGCUACAGCCCUCCUCCCGAAGAAGCUAUGCCCUUUGAGUUUGAGCAGCUUGCCCAGGGAGGCUGCAACCAACCUCUCCUGCAGGUCUCAAACCUCGCUCCAGGAGGCCCAGGUGGGGGGGUCUUCAGGGCUCCUCCCGAGGAGCCCCGAGCCCUCAGACCUGCAAACGCAGGCUUCAGAGGAGGAUGCAGCCCUCCCCCUGAGGAGGAUAUGCCAUUUGAGUUUGAUGGAGCAGCCUUUGGGGACGACAGCCCACCCCCUGGGCUCCCCCGAGCUAUCCCACAAAUCGACGGCCUUGGCGGCAACCAGAUCGCGGCAGUCGCGGCCCCGAGUGCGGUCCUCCUCGCUCCCGCCGCGAACGAGCCCCCCCUCUGGGUCCCAGGCAUCAUCGGCAGCCCAUCUCGAGAGGCUGUCAGACCUCCUCCACACUUCGCGGGCAACAGACCCCCGAUGGAGAUCUCCGGACCCCCGCGCAAGAUUGGCAGCGCCCCCGUUGGGGUCGACGACGCUCCCGUCAACGUGGACAGCCCCCCAAUCGCGCUUGACGGCCCGCCCAUCGAGGUCUCCCGAGCCCCAGUUAAGAGAGAGCAAGCAGAGGGAGAGGGACCCCCAGUUGAGGGAGAAGCAGCCGAGAUGGAAGGAGGCUCAGCCACCGCUGCCGCGGAGAGAAGCAAAGUCCCCGAUCCCGGAGACGGAGCCCCUGCCGCCGGAGCAGCCCCUGACGCUCCAGCCGCCGGGGCAGCCCCUGCCGCCCCUGACACUCCAGGCGCCGGGGCAGCCCCUGCCGCCCGGGCCGCUCCUGUCGCCCGGGCCGCUCCUGUCGCCCGGGCCGCCCCUGUCGCCCGGGCCGCCCCUGUCGCCCGGGCCGCUCCCGCCGCCUGGGCAACCCCAGCCUCUGGAGCCCGACCCAAGAUCAGUUUCCUUAGACCCCCCAGCCCCGAGAUCCAGGCUGCCGAUCCGCCUACUCCGCAGCCUCCUCGCACAUAUGCCUGGCGGGGCAGGUCUGAGCGCAGCUGCUACCGCGGCGACGACAACGACGACGACGAAAUAUCGGUCAGCAGCGACAGCGGAGACGAAUCCGACGAUGGGACCUUCGGAUGCCGCCGCUGGUUUCAGUCCAGGCGAAACCGCCGCCGCCGAAAGACCCGGCGCAACUUGCUCCGCAACUUCCUCGUUCAGGCCUUCGGAGGCUGUUUCUGCAGAUCCGAGAGCCCCCAGUCCAGAGGCUCCCUCAGCCCCAAGGUCAAGAAGGUUGCCCUGGCGGAGAAGCGCAGACAGACCCGCAAGGAAAGCAUGGAGAAGCGCGCCCAGAAGCGCGCAGAGAAGAAACGCAGCCAGCUCAUCGACAAGCAGCUCCAGAACGAGAAGAUGGGCUACAUGUGUACGCACCGCCUGCUGCUUCUAGGGAGAAAAGUGGUGCCGUACAACACUGAGGGUCGUUUCCAGCUGGACAAACCAGCGCCAGCGACCAAAGGCGGGGGCUUCAGCGUUUCCUCACUUCUCAUUCGUUCGCCCAACCCUCCCGCCUUUACGGUUGAAAAACCAGACACUCAGGUAUCUGGGGCGUCCGGGGCUGCGCGCAGAAAUUCGGUAUUCUGCACACACUCUGCUCACCUGGCAGGGGAUGGAGGGAGGAGGGGGAAAAAACCUCCCACUUAA
This is a messenger RNA of Physeter macrocephalus (sperm whale), 2333 nucleotides long. RefSeq names its product guanine nucleotide-binding protein G(s) subunit alpha isoforms XLas-like. Lineage: Eukaryota; Metazoa; Chordata; Mammalia; Artiodactyla; Physeteridae. The record is from RefSeq and is a predicted model, not a curated record. The transcript has 4 exons. Bases 219 to 2333 code for a protein of 704 amino acids.